Messenger RNA from Mytilus californianus (California mussel), 741 nucleotides. Its product is annotated as calmodulin-like. Gene Ontology annotation, molecular function: calcium ion binding; enzyme regulator activity. The transcript is spliced from 5 exons. NCBI's taxonomy places the organism in Eukaryota, Metazoa, Mollusca, Bivalvia, Mytilida, Mytilidae. Bases 187 to 672 code for a protein of 161 amino acids. The record is from RefSeq and is a predicted model, not a curated record.
CAACGUCCAUAUCAACAAUGACCUAUACAUGUUUAAAUGCACACAAAUAACUUCUUCUAAGCUAAUCUGUCGAUGUAUAUUAUAUUGUGUGUGUGAAAUCUUACUUAUUUGAGUGAUAAUGUUACUGGUUCAUUUUAAAUACUUUACAAUUGAUUACUAGUAUUGAAAUUGAUACAACUUUAAGACAUGGCGGAACAAGGAUUGACAGAAGAUCAAUGUGAACAUAUUACCGGUGUGUUCAAUUGGUUUGAUAAAAAUGGCGAUGGAAAAAUCGACGCCAAAGAAUUGGGAUUGGCUCUACGAUUAGAGGGAUUAAACCCAACAGAAAAAGAAAUAACAGAAAUGAUUCAAAAAGUAGAUAUUGAUGACGACGGACAGAUUAACCACAAGGAAUUCAUGAAAAUGAUGGAGGAACAGGUUUUAAAUACAGACGAGAAAUCAAAGCUUCAAGAGGCAUUCAAAAUAUUUGAUAAAAAUGAUGAUGGUCGAAUAUGUGCAUCAGAACUUACAGAAGCUCUCACAUCGAUCGGAGAAAAGUUAUCACGAGAGGAUAUCAGUGAGUUAAUGAAGAGAGCUGACAUAGAUAAAAACGGAACCAUUUGCUAUAAUGAGUUUGUCGUUUUAAUGACUGAUAUGAAUCCAGGAAGUAAAUCCUCGACCAAAGCAUGCUAAAACGUUGCUAUAUCAACAAUUUAGUGACUUUAAAAUAAUAAUUUAAGGAAUAAAGAAUAUAAAUUUAAA